AUGUCCCUCGACGACCCCCUCGCCGAGUCGGGCGUGACGAUGCGCUCCGACAGCGAGCAGUACUCGCCCGACGGCGCCGACGACGAACUCUCCACCUCGCCGGCGUCGACAUCGAGCUCGCCCGUCAUCCUCUACAGACCCCCGACCGUGUGGUCGCUACUGCGCGGCACCGCCAUCAACAUCCUGCUGCCGUUCAUCAACGGCAUGAUGCUCGGCUUUGGCGAGCUGUUUGCCCACGAGGCGGCGUUUCGGCUGGGAUGGGGAGGCACCAAGGUCUUUCCCCUGACGCGAAGAGGAACACACUCGAUUGGACCCGGCGUCGAGGUGCGCGAGAAGCGAAGGGUACCCGGCGUCUCGCUGAGUGAUGUUUCGAGUCUGGAGUAA
Cordyceps militaris CM01 is the source of this 384-nucleotide messenger RNA. RefSeq names its product mitochondrial import protein, putative. Gene Ontology annotation, cellular component: mitochondrial outer membrane. The coding region runs from base 1 to 384 and encodes 127 amino acids. Gene Ontology annotation, biological process: protein insertion into mitochondrial outer membrane; mitochondrial outer membrane translocase complex assembly. Lineage: Eukaryota; Fungi; Ascomycota; Sordariomycetes; Hypocreales; Cordycipitaceae. The record is from RefSeq and is a predicted model, not a curated record. The transcript is spliced from 2 exons.